AGAGAGGCGCGCAGGCGCAGUGGCGGUAGGCCAUAGUGGCGCACUUGUACUGAGGGGGUGUUGUUAGUGCUGGAGGGUUAUUCCCGUUGUCGUCGUCGUCUGCGCUGUAUGGAGAGUGGAGAAUGGCUCCUUUCCCGGAUGAGGUGGAUGUGUUCACCGGGCCGCACUGGCGGAUGAAGCAGCUGGUGGGACGGUACUGCGAUAAGCUCUCCAAGACCAACUUCUCUAACAACAAUGACUUCCGGGCUCUGCUGCAGUCGCUGUACGAGACCUUCAAGGAGUUCAAAAUGCACGAGCAGAUUGAGAACGAGUGCAUCAUCGGCCUGUUACAGCAACGCAGCCAGACCGUGUACAACGUGCACUCCGACAAUAAGCUCUCCGAGAUGCUCGUCCUCUUUGAAAAGGGGCUGAAAAACGUGAAGGAUGAAUACGAGCAGCUGAAUUAUGCGCAGCAGCUGAAGGAGAGGUUGGAGGCUUUCACCAGCGACUUCAUUCCUCACAUGAAGGAGGAGGAGGAGGUUUUUCAGCCCAUGUUGAUGGAAUACUUCACUUAUGAUGAGCUCAAGGACAUUAAAAAGAUGGUGAUCGCCCAGCACUGCUCCCAGAAAGACCCCACAGAACUUCUCCGAGGGCUUAGUCUCUGGACUGAGGCUGAAGAGCUCAAGGUGCUCAAGUAUUCUGUGGAUGAAAAGUCAGAGGAGGAGGCAGCUGCUCAGCCGAGCACAACAUCCAUUUGUCAUCUUCCUCCGGAGGUAAUGCUGAAAAUUUUUAGUUACCUUAAUCCGCAGGAGCUGUGUUGCUGUAGUCAAGUGAACAGUAAAUGGGCCCAGCUGGCCAAGGCUGGAUCUCUCUGGAGACAUCUGUAUCCCGUGCUGUGGGCCAGAGGGAACUGGUACAACGGUGCAGCUUCUCACCUUGACACUGAGCCAAAUGAGGACUGGAUCGCCAGUAGAAAGGAUGAGAGUCGUGCAUACCAGGAGUGGGAUGAAGAUGCAGACAUCGAUGAGUCUGAGGAACCUGAAGAUGAUGAGGGUUAUUCUUCUUCUGUAAUUGUGGCACAGCAAGAAAAGGAGUUACUGCAUGGUUUAAUCCAAUAUAUUCUCCCCCAUGUUGGUCAGUCGGUGAAAACGCUUGUCCUUGCGUACAGUUCAGCAGCUAGCAGUAAGAUGAUUCGUCAGAUGCUUGAGUUUUGCCCCAAUUUGGAACACCUGGAUCUUACACAGACAGAUAUUUCAGACUCUGCAUUUGAUGGGUGGUAUUUUGGCAGCUGUCAGAACCUUCAUCACAUUGACUUGUCAGGAUGUGAUAAGAUCAGCGACAUAACGCUGGAAAGGCUGAGUCUUGCACUUGGCCUGCUACCCUCUUACAGGAAACAUUUAUUGAAAUGUUCCCGAAACAACAAAAAUGCUCACUCCGCCUGGGGGAGAAAAGAAAUGAACAACAGAAUGAGGGCUAACACCAUGCAGAGCAUCGGUGGCCAGUGUGGACUUCUUUCUGAAGACUUAUGGACUCGAUCUAACCCUUGUGAUGGCUAUCCGUCGUCACCUUUCUGGAUUUUCCAUUCGGAGAGGCUGGGUGACAUUGAAGAUGCUGCCGACUGGAAGUAUAGAAAUACUGAUGGACUUUGUGUAUUGGAGAUGUCCUCCAAUAUGAAUUGUUUCACUAAUGGGUGUUGCAGGAAGCCAAUGCCUGGCACAAGGACUAAUUGUAGCUGGCAGCAGCGGUAUCAGGCCGAUGAUUAUUCCUAUUGUGGUCAUUCGUUCUGUUCUGCUGGAGCAAAACUAAGGACUAUACAAGCACUCCCAGAGACCUCUGCGCUGUGCAAAAGUGGCAAAAGGACUCCUCAGUCAGAGGUGAGAGACUCUUUCUCUGGGAGUGCAAAAUUUGAGCCCAGUGCUGCACGUGUGCUACAGUUACUCAGCCUCUCCGGUUGCCAUCAGAUCACCGAUCGUGGUCUCAGGGCAUUGACCUUGGGCGGAGGGUUACCUUACCUAGAACACCUAAAUCUCUCUGGAUGUCUCAAUGUGACUGGAUCUGGUCUACAGGAUCUGGUGUCAGCGUGCCCCUCUCUUAAUGAUGAGCACUUCUACUACUGUGACAACAUCAAUGGUCCUCAUGCUGACACGGCCAGCGGAUGCCAGAAUCUGCAGUGCGGUUUUCGGGCCUGCUGCCGAUCUGGUGAAUGAUCAGUUCUUUUCUGACUUCUCCCAUUCAUCUGAGCAGCCAUUCUUUCAUGCACUUUACCUUUCUAUCACACACUGUGUGGAAAAACAAAAAGAAAAAAAAAAUUCCUGUUUUGAGAUCCUUAUGGAGUUUUUCCUUGAGAAAUUGAGCAGCGUACAUCAUAGUCUUGAGCAAGCUGUCCUGUGUAGUCACAGUUUUCGCUUAAUAAAACUUCAUUGUCUGAAA
Bufo bufo (common toad) is the source of this 2409-nucleotide messenger RNA. RefSeq names its product F-box and leucine rich repeat protein 5 (gene FBXL5). Gene Ontology annotation, biological process: SCF-dependent proteasomal ubiquitin-dependent protein catabolic process; intracellular iron ion homeostasis. NCBI's taxonomy places the organism in Eukaryota, Metazoa, Chordata, Amphibia, Anura, Bufonidae. Bases 123 to 2186 code for a protein of 687 amino acids. The transcript is spliced from 11 exons. Gene Ontology annotation, molecular function: protein binding. The record is from RefSeq and is a predicted model, not a curated record. Gene Ontology annotation, cellular component: SCF ubiquitin ligase complex.